CGCGACACGGAACCGCACCUCAGAUCGUCUUCCUUUUACCAUCUCCUCGAAGCUUCGUUUCUGCCACUCGACAGGACCGAAUUCCGGAUCGACAGACUAUCACCAGACGCCACUCAGCAGUAGACGGCCGCGCUCGCCUUCUGGCUCCCAACGUUCAACCCUCAUAAAUGUCCACACUUCCCUGGAAAAUGUCAGAGGCUUGGUGGAAUCUUGACGUUCGCUCCCCGACUGAAGUUUCCAUCUCAAUCAAACCUACGCAGCCGGAACGCCGCGACCACUAUCCUUCCUCCAAGGACCUUGCUGGCGUGUCGAAAGUGGAAGUACGUUGGUUCGAGCUCAGGGAAGGGAUGCCGCCGACCCUUGCUCUCCGAACUGAUUGGGUUCUCACACACUUGGAAAUCGAGCUCAACGACUACAGCUCCCAUGAUAAACAUCCGCCACUUUCCGCCGUCCUGGGCGCUAUCAUGUUCUGCAAGGAUACGCUACGUGUCUGCAUCGUCGAUGCCGCCAUCGCUUCUAUCGAUCCCGCGACGCUCGCCCGGCCGGCUGUCGCUUUCCCGGCUCUCGAGUCCCUCACCCUGCACGACGAAGGGGCCUGCCUAGCGCUCCUCAUCUCCGCACCCAACCUGCAAUACCUUUUCAUCGAGGGCAACCCGACUUGCGAUGGUGGGGCAGGGAUUCGAUACAUUUCGGAGGAGCAGGCGCUCUUCCGACUCAAGACGCUGCUGGACCGGUCGGGCGACUGCCCGCGCCUGCGCUCCCUCGUCUUGUUCAACAGCGAUCUCGACAAGGGCGAUCUAGUGGCGCUGCUUCGCCGCUUGCCCUCCCUGACCGAGCUCGAUCUCAUCGAAAUCUGGGAUGCUGAGGCCACCCCAGCUAUCUUCGACGCGCUCACGCGCAAGCCCGAGGAUCCGGCUUCUCUGAUGUUUUUGCCGGCCUUGACCAGCCUGACGAUAUGCGACGGGGCCGACGGAGGGUCUACUCGGCAUUCGGUCUGGUCGUGGUACAAGCUCGUCGUGAGAUCGAGGCUGAUUCCAAUGACGAUCGAUGGCACGCAGCUCGCGUGCCUUCAGGAAUGCCAUACGGUUAGCGAACAUUCCUUGGGUCCCGGGGUCAGAGGUGGCGAGGGCGACAUAACGUUGGAGCAUCUGGACGAGAUCAUGUCAGAGGACGGUUCGGAUGUGGACAGCUGGGAUAUGUCUUCAGUCGAGUCCAAUGACGAAGCUGAAGCAUGAGCGCACUGCUGUGUAUGUUUGUAGGGAAGCAAUAGAAUAUUACGCACUUCAAAUGCACGUAUCCUGGACGAGACAAAUGUGGAUG
Messenger RNA from Schizophyllum commune H4-8, 1320 nucleotides. RefSeq lists its product as uncharacterized. The transcript has a single exon. The record is from RefSeq and is a predicted model, not a curated record. Lineage: Eukaryota; Fungi; Basidiomycota; Agaricomycetes; Agaricales; Schizophyllaceae. The coding region runs from base 189 to 1235 and encodes 348 amino acids.